This is a messenger RNA of Prionailurus viverrinus (fishing cat), 4761 nucleotides long. RefSeq names its product opioid related nociceptin receptor 1 (gene OPRL1). Gene Ontology annotation, biological process: sensory perception of pain; neuropeptide signaling pathway. Gene Ontology annotation, cellular component: membrane; neuron projection. The record is from RefSeq and is a predicted model, not a curated record. Gene Ontology annotation, molecular function: neuropeptide binding; nociceptin receptor activity. The coding region runs from base 1912 to 3024 and encodes 370 amino acids. The transcript has 6 exons. Lineage: Eukaryota; Metazoa; Chordata; Mammalia; Carnivora; Felidae.
CACGGACCGCGAGAUCGUGACCUGGCCGAAGUCGGACGCUUAACCGACUGCGCCACCCAGGUGCCCCAGGGUCUUUCGCUUUUUAACAGCAAAAAUGACCUGGGGACUGAAUUCCCCGAGGGGAGGGCAGCUGCUCCCUGUUAGGCUCUGGUGACUUUGCUUGGAUUCCUGUGCCGCGCCCAGGGGUAGCAAAGCACCCAGAGAUGGACGGAAGCAGACGGCGAGCCUGCCCGAGGCCACGAGUAGCGGCGUUUCCGGGCUGUGACUCACUGGGCAAGAGUGAGGUGCAUUCGCCCCACUUUGUGGGUGGAAAUCUCUCUGGGACCAAGUCCUGCCACAAAUUCCCAUGACUCCUGAGUGCAGCCCAGGCAGCUACAACCAUAAUUUGUGGACAUGCGUUCUGUGCCGUCAUUCACGUAAGCCGCAUGCCUUGGGCUGUCCCUGGUGCCCCUGUGUGUUUCGUUUUGCCUGCAUAUGAUGUGAGUUUGAGUUGUCCUGCUUUGAUACCAAUGCUGUCUCACAUAACGUGUCCCUUGCUGUCCCAUGUGUGACACAUGUGUUCUGUGUCUUACCCUGGCUGUGCAGGGGCUAUUUCCUCGGUGCUGCCAGCUCCCUUUGUGGGAGCCCUUUAGGGUCCAAGGCUGGGCCGCUGUCACACCCAGGGAGUACAGUCAGCAUUCCAGCCUGACCCCCCACGGGCCAGGUGACCAAGCCUGACCUUCGGCUGAGACUAUCCGUGUGAGGGGCCAGGUAUCUGCUUCCAGCCGUCCUUAGCACUGGGUGCAUUGGGUGCACUCUCACGGGAUACCUUUCCAGACCAGCCUCAUGGCCCUUCCUUCCCCUAGUCUGUGCCGGAGCUGGGAGGCAGCUGGAGGCCAUUAUGAAACGAGCUCUGUGGGCCGGUGAGCAGGCAGGUGGGCGCAGGCAGCGGGGGCAGGAGGGGCUGGGAUUGGCUGCUCAGACCUCGGUCAGCCCGGCUGGGGGAGGCUGCAGGAGGCCAAGCCUGGCCUCCUUGGGUUCCUGCCCCUGCUGGGCUCCCGAGGUCAGCAGGAUCAAACUUCAAGCUUCACCUGGAGAGUGUGGUGCUCGUGUGUGGCCCCUGGGUGUCUGAAGGCCUUGAUCUGUGUGUCCGCCUGUUCUGUCCCGUCUACUCAUGUGCCUUGAGUGCACGUUGGCGUGGGUUCACGUGUGUGUGGUCCGUGUGUUUGUGCCUGCGGGUGUCUGUGCAUUUCUGAGCAUGAGCUUGUGUUUGUGUGUUCACUCGUGUGCCUGUUUGGGCAUCUUUGUGUGUGUGCGUGCAAGCACGUGAGCCUGUGUCCUGAGUGUCCCUGUGGGUGUGCCCCAUGUCUCCACACGUGUCCCUGAGUCAGCCGCAGUGAAGAUGCAGAGAUAAGCCCUGGGGGACAGCUUAGGAUGCUGAGUCCCGGGGCAUCUGCUUGCCCUGUCCUCUCUGAUUUGCCAGGUAUCCUAGCGACGCUGCUGCCAGUCGCCUAGCAACCAGGUCCCCAUCCUUGGAGACGGAUGCUCCAAGCAGGGUCUGGGCUAUGUGACUUCACACCUCUGAGGCUUAAUGCUCCUGUCUGCACGAAGGUGAUGCUGAUGACAAUGAGCCGUGUGGGGCCUGGUGACCCCCGCCUUCCCUGCGGCCCCCUCCUCCAGCCCGCGUGGCCCCUCCCCCUCAGGAGCAGCAGUCUCCUCCCCAUCCCCCAGCUCCGCGCUAGGCUGCUGCGUCUGGUCUGGCAGCUACAGGGAAGGAGCAGCCGCCGCCUGCCGCAGCCCUGUCCAGAUCCGGCGCUGAGGGCCGUGGGAUCCCAGCCCUGCUCUGCCAGCGCUGACCGUCAGCAUCCCCACAGUCUUGGCUCCCACGGAGGUUGCUAAGGUACCAGGUGGCUUUGCACGCAGGGAGGUGGCAUGGAGUCCCUCUUCCCUGCCCCAUUUUGGGAGGUCCUCUACGGCAGCCACCUGCAGGGCAACCUGUCCCUCCUGAGCCCCAACCACAGCCUGCUGCCCCCCAACCUGCUGCUCAAUGCCAGCCACGGCGCCUUCCUGCCCCUUGGGCUCAAGGUCACCAUCGUAGGGCUUUACCUGGCCGUCUGCAUUGGGGGACUGCUGGGAAAUUGCCUCGUCAUGUAUGUCAUCCUAAGGCACACCAAGAUGAAGACAGCCACCAACAUUUACAUCUUUAACCUGGCUCUGGCGGACACUUUGGUGCUGCUGACGCUGCCCUUCCAGGGCACAGAUGUCCUCCUGGGCUUCUGGCCAUUUGGAAAUGCCCUGUGCAAGACCGUCAUUGCCAUCGACUAUUACAACAUGUUUACCAGCACCUUCACGCUGACCGCCAUGAGCGUGGACCGCUAUGUAGCCAUCUGCCACCCCAUCCGCGCUCUCGAUGUCCGGACGUCCAGCAAGGCCCAGGCCGUCAACGUGGCCAUCUGGGCUCUGGCGUCUGUCGUGGGGGUUCCUGUCGCCAUCAUGGGCUCGGCGCAGGUCGAGGACGAAGAGAUUGAGUGUCUCGUGGAGGUCCCCGCCCCACAGGACUACUGGGGCCCCGUGUUUGCCAUCGGCAUCUUCCUCUUCUCCUUCAUCAUCCCCGUGCUCAUCAUCUCCAUCUGCUACAGCCUCAUGAUCCGGCGGCUGCGUGGCGUCCGCCUGCUGUCCGGCUCCCGGGAGAAGGACCGGAACUUGAGGCGCAUCACGCGGCUGGUGCUGGUGGUGGUGGCGGUGUUCGUGGGCUGCUGGACGCCCGUCCAGGUCUUCGUGCUGGUCCAAGGGCUGGGCGUUCAGCCGGGCAGUGAGACCGCAGUGGCCGUCCUGCGUUUCUGCACGGCCCUUGGCUACGUCAACAGCUGCCUCAACCCCAUCCUCUACGCUUUCUUGGACGAGAAUUUCAAGGCCUGCUUCCGAAAGUUCUGCUGUGCUCCUGCCCUGCGCCGGGAGAUGCAGGUGUCUGACCGUGUGCGCAGCAUUGCCAAGGAUGUGGCCCUCGCCUGCAAGACCUCCGAGACAGUACCACGGCCCGCAUGACUAGGCGUGGACCUGCCCAUGGUGCCUGUCAGCCCACAGAGCCCGUCCACACCCAACACGGAGCUCACCCAGGUCACCGCUCUCUAGGCUGACGGCAACCUGAGCCCUGAGCGUCGCCGGACUCACAGACUUCACCGUGGCUUCAGAGGGCCCAGUGACAUCAUGGGACAGGUCAGACUACAGCUGCCCUCCGGGUUCAGGGUGGAGAGGGGACGCGAGGACCCACCGGUGACCAGAGCGCACGCCAACUCUCCUAUGCGCCUCGGGACCCUUCUGGCCUCUGCCCCACCACGCCCUGUGCGCUCUUGGCGUGCACACACCUGGAGGCGUAACAGCAGCGUGCCCACCCCGUGCCCCUGCGCGGCGUGCCGUCUGCGUGGAGCCCUGCCGCGUCUCCUUGGGCUUGGAACCGACUGGAGGGCUGCAAGGCGUCCGCGGGCAGCGGGGCUUGGAGCCGCUGGCACGGACUUGCCUGCGCCUCAGCUGCUCCCCUUCUUGUCCCCCACCUGCCUCUCAGCGGCUUUUCCCUCCAGAAGCGCCAAGAACUGUCAGCCUCAGCGCGUGCAGAGGCGGCUCAGAAGGCCUGUGGGCUGCUUGAUCACCUCAGGCCGCUGUUUCUUUUUUAAAAUGUCUUCUUUAAAAAUUGUAUUUCUCUUUUUAGAGAGAGAGAGAGGACGCAAGGCGGGGAGAGGGGCAGAGGGGGAGAAAGAGAAUCCCAAGCAGGCUCCGUGCAGAGCCUGACGUGGGGCUCAAUCCCACGACCCCCGGACCAUGACCCGAGCUGAAAUCAAGAGUCGGAAGCUCAACUAACUGAACCACCCAGGUGCCCCCACUCUGUCAUUACUGAAACAGCCCUGUGUUCCUGGUCUUGGCUGCUUGGUGCUGGGGAGGGCUCUGCCAUGCUCCGUCCGGGGGUCCCUGUGUCCUCCCCGGCUCUCUUGAAAUCAGAGGUCAGCAGCCAUGCAGCUGGCGGGACCCUGCGCCGUGUUUGGAUCCUGGUGGCUUUGGAAGAGGAGUGGCAGUGGGGAUGGGGUCUUCUUUGCCUCCCUCCCCCACCAAGUGACUGAUUCCUGCUUCAUUUACAAGCCUCCCAGUGUCUGUGGGGCAGGUCUGAGCUUCCUGCUGCCGGGACUUACCCUACCUGGGGCCACAUCGGGAUGGCUUCGCAUGCAGAGCUGGUGUAAGGGGUGGGGCUCGACAGGGCCUGCUUGAGCCAAGUGUGAGGACUGUCCAGCUGUGGAAACACUGGAGGGGAGGGUGUCUCCCUGCUGUUGUCACCAGAGAAGCACCCUCCCUGGUCUGCAGAUGUAACUGUGGUUUGGUGACUUUGCAAACACUCUUCCUGCAGAGAAACUGUUGAAUACUCCCAGCGCUGGACGGACUAUUCUGCCUCCACCUGUGAGCUGAGCUGCAGACCUCAGCCAGGUGACCUUAAGCACCUGCAAAGAACACGAAGCACUGACUUUGGGCCGACUUCUCCUGCUUCAGGGAGCCCUGGCCCUGUGGGGUUGCUCCUGGAGAGGAUGGGGCUGUGCUGGCUGCAGUGGGGGGGGGGGGGGGGCUCUGGAGACUGCGGCUGCCUCAGCUGGGGCACUGUCCUGCCAAGGCUGCAGGAUUUGUGAAUUUGUGCUGGUGUAACAUGUAUCUCCAUGUAUUUAUGCAUGCGGCAAGCAUGAUUUCCCCUACAUGUAACCAAACUUGAUCAUGCCUCUAGGCCCAUGGAGGGCCAUAAUAAAC